Messenger RNA from Cryptomeria japonica (Japanese cedar), 3475 nucleotides. Its product is annotated as disease resistance protein TAO1-like. Lineage: Eukaryota; Viridiplantae; Streptophyta; Pinopsida; Cupressales; Cupressaceae. Gene Ontology annotation, molecular function: ADP binding; protein binding. The transcript has 7 exons. Bases 97 to 3303 code for a protein of 1068 amino acids. Gene Ontology annotation, biological process: defense response to fungus. The record is from RefSeq and is a predicted model, not a curated record.
UGAGCCCAGCGAGUGAUCAUCCUGUCUCUAGAGAAAAAAGAAGCAGCUGUUUUGAGUUUUCUUUCCUCUCUCUCUGUUAUUUCGUCACUAUUAGCAAUGGGCAAGUUUUGUUUUCCUUCAUGCUUUUGUUGCUCAUCCGCUUCACCCACUGCUUCUCAACAACCAACAAAUGCCGGGCCUUCUACGCCUUCAUCGUCUUCACAACCUUCCCAACAACCAGUCAAUGCUGGACCUUCCUCUGCGACUAUUGCCGAUUUGGAGAGAUUUCUACAGAAAUUCAAGGAUAUAAGCCAGCUUCACGAUCUGAUUCACUUUAUCGAAAAUCUAUUGAAAAUCGUUUCGGGAGACAAGACCGAAGGAGGAUCUAGUUCAACAGCAAGCUCUUGUAUCCAGGAUGGCCAAACAUUCUUGGAGUUUGUAGAUAAACACAUUAGCAAACUUCCUCAAAAGAAUGAUUCUAUAGAUAGUGCAAGUACAGAGAUAGAGAAGGUUGUUAUAAAUUUGCUGAAAGGCGCUGGAAAUAUUCAUUGGGUGGGGGCAGCACUUUCUGUGGUGGGAUUCGUAUUGGCCAGAUAUGGUGAGAUGCGUAACAACCAAAGAGAGUGUCUUGAGAUUUUGAAAGUUAUGGUUAAUCUUGGGAAGCAAAUUGUGAAGUUGAAUGAGCAAAUGCCAGAGGAGAAGGAGAAACUAAACGAGGCAGUCGAGUGCAUUGUUGUAGGAUGCAGCAUGUGUGCUUCCCAACUUGCAAAUGCCAAAAUUUUCAGGUUUCUUACAGCUUCGGUCAAUGCCGAUGGUUUAAAGGCUUUCCAAGCUAAAAUAGACCGCUUGUAUCAUGACCUCACAUUAUCGGCUGUAACUGAGAUACAUAAUAGAUUGCCAAAAAUUGCUUCGCUCUCAAAGAUUGCAUACAAACCAGCAGUUGGAAUUGAGGAGGGACUGGAGAAGGUACUUGAGCUUCUGGAUUUGAAUGCCCAACAUACAUCAGCACAGGCUGUGGUUGUCUAUGGAUUCGGAGGAAUCGGGAAAACGACACUGGCUGAUGCCGUUUAUGACCACAUUGAUCCCCAAUCUUGUAAGAAAUUCAGAAUUCACAUGGAUCAAGAUUGUACCAAAAAUGAUCUUAAAGUCCUCCAAGAGUUCAUUUUAGAAAAAAUGCUCAAUCAAAAUGUGAAAUUGACAGACUGUGGCCACGGUCGGCAAAUGAUCUGGUGGGUCUUCAAAACGAAUCCUGAUCAGCCUUUAUUUCUGUAUGUUGACAACGGUCUCAAAAUGACAGAUAUCAGACAACUUCUGCCUGAAGACUUGGGCAAUUGCCUUCCACCCAGAAGCAGAUUGCUCAUCACUACAAGAAAUCUUCAGGAGACAAACAUAUUUGUCUUCUGGAAUGUUCAGCGCCAACACUAUCUUGUGAAUCCUCUUCCAUACAUAGAGGCCAGAAAGAUUUUGCUGAAGAGAGCCAGCGAUUACAAUAAUGAACAGCAUAUACAUGACCUCCUCAAGUUGUGUGGUGGCGUUCCACUUCUGCUUGAAUUAGCUGCUGCUCAACUCGCUAUAAGUACUAAAAAUGCAAAUAUAAUGGUAUUAGAGUUGCUUAAAGCAGGGGAGAAGGUGCAAGAUAUAAGUGAUUGUAUGGUUGAUUUUGUGUACAACAGAUUAUUAGAACCAGUGAAAGAGGUUUUUCUAGAUAUUACAUGUUUCUUUUAUACUGGUCCAGAUUCACUUUAUAGUGAAGUGGAUUCAAUAGGAGAGGAGGAAUUCAGAGCUCUAGAGGAGGCGUCAUUAAUCAAGAGAUCUGAACAUGGUUUUAUGACUAUUCAUGACAUAAUUCAAGCAAGAGGGAAAAAAUUAUCAGAGCAAAACAGAAUCACAGACUCCGAAACUUUAUUAGAUUGUUUGAAUGAUGAAAAGAGACUCAAAAAUUUAAAGGGCAUCUAUUUUCGUGGACAACGUGAGCAGCCCCCAAUCGAAAUUAAUGCUGAUCAUCUUAAGUGUAUGAGCGAUUCCUUAAGAGUGCUAUUGUAUUCUGGAAGUUCGCCAAUACAAUUCACGGGGAAAUGUCAUAAGCCAUUUAAAGAACUCAGAUGCCUUUCUGUUCCCAGUGAAAUUUCUGACUUACCAAUAGAGUUUGUAAAACUUGAGCGUCUCGCUUACUACGGUGGCCCCUUCACACAAGCCAUGAGUUUAUAUGAGCUUCCUCCAUGCCUGCGUGUUAUGCACAUUACAUUUCAUGUGAAGAAGGGAGUUGCAGAUUCUAAAAUUUCUCCCAGAGUCACUUCAGCUUCUUCUCUUGUACAAUUAACCUGUUGGAGUUUGGCAAAUAUGCAAAUGUUACCAGAAGGAUUGGAAAACCUGACAAAGUUAGAGAAAUUAGUAUUAUAUGGAUGUUACCAGUUGAGGGAACUUCCUUCCAAAUUUGGGGAACUCAUAAAUCUAAAAGACUUGUCGCUCUGGGAUUGCAAUGAAUUGAAAGAGUUGCCUUCAGAAUUCGGGCAACUUAACAAUCUAAAAAGGUUGGUUCUAUCGGAGUGCCCCCAAUUGAAAGAGUUGUCCUCAGAUUUUGGGCGACUUAGCAAUUUGACAGAAUUGCAAUUAGGGGGCUGCUCUACAUUAGGUGUUUUGCCUUCCAGCUUUGGGCAACUUAGCAAUUUAAAAGAUAUGUAUUUUAAUGACUGCUCGAGCUUAAGUGUAUUGCCUCCUAGCUUUGGGCAGUUUAACAAUUUGAUAAAUUUGGCUUUAAAAGGUUGCUCUGCAUUAACUUUAUUGCCUUCAGGAUUUGGGCAACUCAAAAGUCUGGAAGAUAUACAAUUGAACCACUGUUCUGGAUUAAAAGAUUUGCCUUCUGACUUUGGACAACUCCAAAAUCUGAAAAGGUUAAAUUUGAGCCACUGUUCUGGAUUGAAAGAAUUGCCUGCAGGGUUUGGGCAACUCAAAAGUCUGAAAAAGUUAGAAUUGAGCCACUGCUCUGGGUUGAAAGAAUUGCCUGCAGGGUUUGGGCAACUCAAAAGUCUGAAAGAGUUAGAAUUGAGCCACUGCUCUGGGUUGAAAGAAUUGCCUGCAGGGUUUGGGCAACUCAAAAGUCUGGAAGAGUUAGAAUUGAGCCAGUGCUCUGGGUUGAAAGAAUUACCUUUUGAUUUUGGACAACUCAAAAAUUUGACAAAAUUAGAUUUGAGCCACUGUUCCGGCUUAGAGGAAUGGCCAUUAAGCUUCAAAGAUCUCACAGGGAUUAAAAACAUAAAUUUGACAGGUUGUCAGAAAUUAAAAGAAUCACUGCCCAAUAACAUCAGCGGAAAUUGUUCUACAUAAAUUUGACAGGUUGUCAGAAAUUAAAAGAAUCACUGCCCAAUAACAUCAGCGGAAAUUGUUCUAUCUUAUUUGAUUAAUUGAUUUCUUAGACAAUUUACCCCUUUGUUAAUUUGAGACAAUUUUUCAAAUUGAAAAAAAAAAUCAGUACUGGCGCAUAUAAGAUAUGCAAUUU